AUGGCUCUUCGACUCGUUGUCAGCUCUGCUCUGCGUCCGGCUCUUAACAGCCAGGUGAAUAUUUUAUAAAAACUCAGAAAAUGAAGGAAAACAUUAUUUCAAUUCUGGAAUGAAAUUCAUUUUGAGAAAAAGAGUUUCUGUCAAUAAGUAACGGAUGAACUAUUUGAAACGGAUGAUAAAAUAUGUUCUGGGCAGUUGGGGUUAGAAUUUGAUGUUUCUUGCAGGUUCGCAAUGCCUCUUCGGCUGUUUCUGUGAAAGAUGUGCUCGCCAAUGCUCCACAAGCUGAGGUCACCACCCUGAAGAACGGAUUCCGUGUUGUUACCGAAGACAACGGAACCGCCACCGCCACUGUCAGUUUUGUGUUUGCAUUCUGAAAAACAUUGAUUUUUGUUCAGGUUGGAGUUUGGAUUGAGACUGGAUCUCGAUACGAGAACGAGAAGAACAACGGUGUCGCCCACUUCCUCGAGCGACUCAUCCACAAGGGAACCGGAAAGAGAGCAUCCGCCGCUCUUGAAUCUGAGCUCAAUGCCAUCGGAGCCAAACUUAACUCCUUCACCGAGCGUGAUCAGACCGCUGUCUUUGUUCAAACCGGAGCUCAAGACGUUGAAAAAGGUAAAAUUCGUAACUGAAAGGCACAUAUAAAUAGUAAAAACGAGUUUGCAGUCGUCGACAUUCUUGCUGAUGUCCUUCGCAACAGCAAGCUCGAUUCUGCGGUAAUUGAUUCCCAGAAGGCUGUUCUCCUGAAGGAACUGGAAGCCUCUGAUGACUACCAUCAACUUGUUCUCUUCGAUAUGCUUCACGCCGCCGCUUAUCAAGGAACUCCUCUUGCUCUCAGCGUCCUCGGAACUAGCGAAAGCAUUCCGGUCAGUAAAUUAAUAUGUAUUUCCACUCAUAAUUAUAUUAUUUCAGAGCAUCACCGCUCAACAGCUGAAAGAGUGGCAAGAGGAUCACUACAGACCAGUCCGCAUGGUCCUCUCUGCCGUCGGAGGAGGAGUUUCGAACGUUCCAAGCCUCGCCGAAAAGUACUUCGGAGAUCUGAGCAACGAGUAUCCGAGAAAGGUUCCACAAGCCGAAGGAACCCGAUUCACCGGAUCUGAGUACAGAUACCGCAACGACAAUGUGCCGCACAUGUAUGCUGCCUUCGCCGUUGAGGUAAAAAAGAAAUAUUUGAUUACUUUUUGAAUGUAACCCAACAGUUAGAACAAGUUGACAACCUGUUACAGUCCGGGUAAAUUUGGCAGCCUUACGGCUGUUAAAUUUUUUUCGAACCGGCCCCUCCGACUCGCCUGUCCCAAACUGCCGGCGCUCAACUCAAAACACCUAUGAUGUAACCGUUUUUCAGGGAGUCGGAUAUGCCCACAAGGAUGCCCUCGCUCUUCAAAUUGCCAGUCAGUUCAUCGGUUCGCUUUCUUCCUUCUAUUUUAAACCAAUGAUGUUUGUUUUAGGACAAUGGGAUGUGACUCACGCCACCUCGAGAACCGCCGCUUCCCGUCUUGUCCAGAAAAUCGGACAUGACCACGGACUUCAGAAUAUCCAGCAUUUUAACAUCAACUACAAGUAUGCGAUCUCGUGUUUGUUUCUGUUCACAUGAAGAAUUCAUUCCAGGGACACUGGACUGUUCGGAAUUUACUUUGUUGCUGAUGGUCACGAUUUGAACGAUACCAGCGGAAUCAUGAAGUCCGUUGCCCACGAAUGGAAGCAUUUGGCCUCUGCUGCCACCGACGAAGAAGUCGUUUUGGCCAAGAACCAAUUCAGAACCAAUUUGUACCAAAACCUUGAGACCAACACCCAGAAGGCCGGAUUCAACGCCAAGGAGGUAAAAUAUGUCUUCAUUUUCUCUUUUCAAUAUUGUUUUCAGCUCUUGUACAGCGGAAACCUGAGACAACUUUCGGAGCUUGAGGCUCAAAUCCAGAAGGUUGAUGCCGGAACUAUCCGCGAGGCCAUCUCCAGACACGUGUACGAUCGUGACCUUGCUGCCGUCGGAGUUGGACGCACGGAAGCCUUCCCGAACUACGCCCAUGUUCGCGCCGGCAUGUCGUGGUGGAGAUUGUAA
Caenorhabditis sp. 36 PRJEB53466 is the source of this 2053-nucleotide messenger RNA. Lineage: Eukaryota; Metazoa; Nematoda; Chromadorea; Rhabditida; Rhabditidae. The record is from the annotation of a GenBank genome assembly.